CCGGCCCCGGCGCAGGACGAAGGCCGCUGUCCCACAUUGAGAUCUCGGCUGGGAGCGGCGGAAAACUCGGCGCUGAUUCCGGGGGAGAAAAUGAGAAUUGGAUAAAUUUGGAAUCAUUGAGAGGAGCCAAAUGAGCGUUACACCGUCCGGCCUGAGUGAGAGGUUUCCCAUCAGAAGACUUCCCAGGCAAGGAAGUAUAUUGAACAAGGAUCUGUCACCUGAUAAGAAGCAUGACAAAAAGAACUCUGAGAAAUCUCCUCUAUAUGAGUUUGACCCGACAGGCCUGGUUCAACGCUGUGUCAUAAUCCAGAGAGAUGAGAAUGGAUUUGGUCUGACAGUCAGUGGCGAUAAUCCUGUAUUUGUCCAGUCCGUCAAAGAGGAUGGGGCAGCUGUUCGGGCAGGUGUGCAGCAAGGAGACAGAAUUAUUAAGGUUAAUGGAUCACUGGUGACACACUCAAACCAUGUAGAAGUGGUCCGGUUAAUCAAAUCUGGGUCAUAUGUGGCCCUCACAGUCUUGGGUCGUCCGCCCGGGUCUCCGCAGAUCCCAUUCUCAGCAACCGAUGGAGAUCCUGGGGCUUUCUUCUUUCCUGGCCAACAAGGAGCAAUAUCCCCAAAUCCAACCUUCUCCCCAUAUUCUUCAAGUAGCAGCUGCCCAGACAGGAUCACCAGCCCCAUGCCUGUGGCGGAAGACACCCUUGUACACAAUCAGAAAGUUGAAAUCCUGAGAAACAUGCUGGACACUGAGAUCCGGCAGCUGCAGCAACUUAAGGAGAAGUAUGUGAGAAACCCAACACAGCAACUGCUUCGAGAUCAACAAGAAGUGGAGAAACAUAUUCAUCAACUGCAAGAGCAACUGAGCAAAGCUACAGGCUCCUCACAGGAUGGCUCAAGUUGUGUACGACACUCAGAAUCAUUAUCAAUUGUGGAAAGACUCACUGAAGAUGGAGGAGAGUGGGAACAUGAUCUGCAAUCCCAGAGUGAGAAUAUGGGGACAGACAAAAGCCAGAGUUCAUUCAACCGUGCAGAGUCUACAAUAACCAGCCCAUCUCCCCCAAGUGAUAGUCAACAUUACAGAGACAGUCUGAGCAACAGUCCCAAGACCUCCCCAAAAGAUGCUGGCAGCUUCUGUGAGAAUAUGGACAUUGAUGAAAACCAGGACUGGGAUUCUAUGUCCCCAGCACUUAAUAGUCCGCAGAUUGGAGCACAGAUAAUUGGAGCAGAAGAUGAUGAUUUUGACACUGAAGUUGAGCAGAUCGACGUUCAGUGCGACUGUUUUCAAUCCAUUGAGUCCGUGAAGUCUCGGCCUGCGCAUCUCGUUGCAUUCUUACAUCAUGUUGUGUCCCAGUUUGAUGCAGCCCCAUUGCUCUGUUAUCUUUAUGCCGAUCUCUAUAAUCAUACGAACCCAAAGGACCAUCGUCGAGUAUUUGUGGAGUUCUGUCAUUUGUUUCUGGAGAAGGGUUCGAAUCUCAAAGUUCAAGUUCCAGAAUGGAUCAGCACAGAGCUGGAGAGGAAGAGAGGAGAUCUUACUGAGGAAAUGCAGCGAAGCUACAUGCAGGGAAUGCAGGCCAGUGUCCUAUCUGAUGUUAAGACACAUCUGGAAGAUUUCAGACAAAAGAGGAACAUGGGAAUGACUAUCGCAGAGAAUGAGUUGGCAAAGUUAGAUCGGGAACGAAUGCAUGAUCGUGUGUCAGCAGAACAGAAAGAGCGGUUGCAUGCAGAGCACUUGUUACUGAAGAUUGAUGAUGUUUUGAUGAACUUAUCUCCCUCUGAGGAAGAUCGAAGCAAUUCCAUUAGUGAUGUGAUCCUCAUCUACAUGAAACACCUGGGUGUGAAAGUGAAGGAUUCAAGGAACUUGGACAGAGAUCGCAGAAUAAGAGUUGCAUUCUUCCCAAAAAAGAAGCCAAGUAUUAAGAAGGAGAAGGAGUCGGUGAAAGAUGAUGACAAAAAGAAACGGUUCCAGAGCAUCCUGGAUCCAAUUCGUCGCACAAGCAAACAGGAUCGUAGUGCCAUUGAAAAGGCCAGGUUACUGUACCAAAAGCAGAUGGGACCAUACAACCGCUCACUUUCACAUUCUGAUCACAAUGAGAGAACUAAACCCAGCCCAUUCUUCAGUGAGGGGAGUGAUGCAAACCAUCAGCCUGCAGCAGUUGGACUGGCAGGGUCAGCAUUGAGUACCUCUGUCCAUGAUGGGGUUCCGGAGAAUGAUACAGAUCCUAUAGCUGCAGCAUCUGCUGCAUUGAGGAUGGCUGGUGACAAUUUGUCAAUUGACAGCAACAGUUCCAUACCAAAGUCAAGCUUUGAUUUUCCAUUUGCCCUGGAUCAGGUGAUGGAGGAAGAUCGGGAGUCAGAGAGGAGUCUGGAGACAGCCACGCCCCCAUGUACACCAAAACCAGGUCGCAGAAUGGAUGGUCAUGGUUAUGGAGCUUGGACUGAGCCAACUUCUCAAAGCCAGUGCCUGGCUCAGACAGAUGAAGAUCAAAUGCACCUAUCAGAUGUGGAGCAAGACCCAGCGAAUUGGCAGCAACUGGUGAGCCAGGACAUCCUGUCUGGCCUGAAACCACAUGAGAUCAAGCGGCAGGAAGUUAUUAAUGAACUUUUCAACACUGAGCGUGCUCACAUCAGAAUGCUGAAAGUUCUGGAUGUAAUCUUUUACCAGAAGAUGAUGCGAGAUGGCAGUUUACCUGCAGCUGAAGUGAGGAGCAUAUUUUCCAACCUUGAUGAAAUUCUGCAGCUUCACAUUUCAUUAAAUGAGCAGAUGAGGAAAGUCUGGAAAAGGAAUGAAAACUUUGUGGUUGAUCAGAUUGGAGAAGACCUGCUGAGCUGGUUCAGCUGCUCAGAAGAGGAGAAGUUUAAACGAGCUGCUGCCACUUUCUGCAGUAAUCAGCCAUUUGCCCUAGAACUCAUCAAAUCAAAACAGAAGAAAGAUGCACGAUUCCAGGCGAUUAUUCAGGAGGCACAGAGUAAUCCACAGUGCCGAAGACUGCAGUUAAAGGACAUCAUCCCGACUGAAAUGCAGAGACUGACAAAAUACCCGUUGCUUCUGGAGAAUAUUGCUAAAAACACAGAUCCAGAGCAACAUGAAGAGAAAAAGAAGGUGAAGAAAGCUGCAGAAUGUUGUAGGCAGAUUCUGAAUUUUGUGAAUCAGGCUGUGAAAGAAGCUGAGAAUAAACAGCGGUUGGAAGAUUACCAGCGUCGCCUGGACCUGUCCAGCCUAAAGCAGUCAGACUACCCACUGAUUGAGGAAUUUCGGAAUCUGGAUCUUACAAAGCGGAACAUGAUUCAUGAAGGGCCUCUAACCUGGCGAGUAAAUAAAGACAAAACAAUCGAUCUCUACACUCUGCUGUUGGAGGAUAUCCUGGUCCUGUCUCAGAAGCAGGAUGAGCGACUGGUGUUGAAAUGUCACAGUAAGAACCUUGCUGCCAAUGCAGACACAAAACACAUCUUCAGCCCCAUCAUCAAGCUGUCUGCUGUGCUCGUGCGGGAAGUCGCAACAGAUAAUAAGGCUUUCUUUGUCAUCUCAACAUCAACUGAUGGUGCACAGAUCUAUGAACUGGUAGCCCAGACAGUCUCUGAACGAAAAACGUGGCAGUAUUUAAUCACACAGACAUCAGGAUCAAUUAAACCUCCAAGCCACCAUGUGAUCCCUGAGCCAGCAGUUACAGAGGGUGAGCAAGAAGACGAGGAGAAUCUGAGCACACUGCAGCAAAGUGGAUCAGGCAAAGUUUUGGGAAGAAUGUUCGGCAGCAGUGAAUCUCCACAAGGUAAAGAGAUGUCAUCUGGGACUGAAGAUACUCUGAAUCUCUCCGUGUCAAGCCAGCAGAAACCUCAUGUAGUCCCGUCUAUGCAAGGGACAGAUGAGCAGAACAGACCCACGAUGGAGUACACCAGCCUCCGCAGAUCAACUGAUCAAAGGCUACCCCACAGAAACACUGAGCCACGCUAUUCAAGUCAGGGUCAGUCUUCAGGCUCACUGCAGUUCUGUUCCCAAGCAGAGCUUGCACUAACAAACCUUCACACCUUGAAGCAAUUGCUCUCCUUUCACAUGCUGAAUUUGGAUGAAGAUGGCAGUGAUGGAGGCUCAUUUCAGCACCUUCCAGAGGAAGACAGUUGCCUGACGUCUCCAAAGCCAGGGGCAGAUGGGUCACUGGACUGUACAGUGUAUUGUCAAGGUGAGACAACUGACAAGACUCUGCAGCAUCAGAUUGAGUUAGACAAUGGGACACUGGAAGAAACAGAAACUCAAACAAGUCUUACUGAAAGGACUAAACUUUCCCGUCACUUUACGCUGGAAGCGGCUCACAGUGAAGAGCACAACCCAGACUCUGCAACAGAUGACAGCGGAGAAAGGUUCUAUGAUGCCCCAGAAGAUCAUGCAGAUGAACAUCGGCCACAGCAGAACUGCUCCAGUCCCAACAGAGAUGAGAGGUCAAAGUCGCAAGCACGUGUGUCAGGACAUUACAUAACCCUGGACGGAUUUCCACAGACUGAGGGGAGCUCCACUGAUGAAACUGACAUGUCAGUGAUUCAGGCUGAAUGUUCAGUGGAUUAUACUGCCCAAAGUACAGAAGCAAGGGAGGAUUGCAAUGUUAGUGGACCGUGUAAUCCAGGCGUGGAAUUCGGGCAGUUGCUUCCUUCGUUGGACGUACAAAAUCACAUUUUCCAAUUGAUACGGAGCAUAGAGUCCGACCUGAAGCAUUUAAAGGAGGUGGAGUUGGAAUAUUACAAUCAACAGGUCUUGGAAUCAGCAGUGUCACAUGAGCAAACAAGAGACAGUUAAUGCAGUUUGGUCGGAUACAGAAUCGAGCCAGACUUGGUGUUGAAAUGUGGGUGCUUGGAUCUGAUCCCUCAAAGCUCCAGCUAACUCUGGACUUUGGAGACAUUUGUGGAACCAAAUGUUGAUUCUGUAAAUGCCACUGAGUUCUGCAUGUCAUUUUUGGGAUGGUCCUGCCGGUGACCAGUGAGUGCUACUGGUUUCCGCCGUACUGGUGAGUUCCGGAACAGUUGAUAUAAUCACCUUCCCUUGUGUACACUCACCUCUCUUGAUUAUAGAACUGAUCUCACUCGCCACAUGUCCAAAAACCAAAUGUACAGAAAUUUGGAAGAAAAUCAAUUUAGAUUUUGAAGAAAUCGAGAUGUAUUUAUUUGUAUCCACAUGCUAUGAUAAAUGCAAUCUUUUUGUUAUAAUUUUUAUUUUUGUAGUCUGCAUUGAGCUGAUUUGCAGAUGAAGAUUGAGAUCUGGUCAAUUAAUGGAAUUCAACACUGGGGGCAGUGAAAUAGAUGGAAUAGGGGUGCAAGAGAAUUAUUACACUGUGAGAGAGACACGACACAGUUGGGAUGUAAGAAGGAGAGUUAUAGUCGGCUGUUGUGUGAGAGGAUGAUGUGUUAUUGCACAAUUUCAAAGCUACAGCAUAAAUAUGAGAAGGCUCGACAGGUUUCAGACCCAUGUGCACUUGCUGUAUCCUGAUGAGCUGUAGAAUCAGGGUUCUGGACCAAAGCUGUUUUAUUAGCAAAGCCUCCACUUGGAGAGAAGCAACAGAUUAAAGACCAGGUACUUGUUUCAGGUUAUGAUGAUGAACUUUAAAACUUGUCAUUUCCCUGAGCAUGUGCAGAUCGUUUGCUGUAUUGUUUUGUACUUUUUGCAAAUGCAUUUACCUGAGAUAAUCUGUACUUUUCGCAAACAUGUAUUUCUCAUCAAGAGGGAAGUGUUGGAAAAACAAACUAUUUACUUAAUAAAGGCAGAUCUAGUUUCUGAAGCAAAACGUUAGAAAUGUUAAAAUCCUGGGCUUGGGCUGACCAGCACUUUCUAUCAGAAUUUCUGAUAUGUUCAGGCAUUUAGGACAUCACCUCCUAAGAACUGUGAAACACACAGUAAAUGGAACUUCCUAUCCAUUCCUGUGCCACUUGUUUAAGAAGCUGUUUCCGCAGACAUGCCAUGUCUAAUUAUGGUUUCUGUUUCACUAAUUGGUCUCAGAUGUGGCUCGGAGGAGUAGUUUCAUUGCUGAGCUGACAAUCAGCCCCUAACUGAGCUGGAAGUUACCGUAGUUGUUGUGUACCGAUUACAGAUUGAGUACAAGAAACAGCUAAUGUGAGCCUAGUGCUGGGUUUCAUUGUAAAGUCUGACUAAAACAAUCACUUUCAGCUCUCAAACCAUCAGUUACUUGACUGCUUGUUCUAACACUACGGAUUGCCCCUGACGUGUAUACACAUCUGGUGAAGCCCCUCUUGCUGUUCUAUAUAUUGCCCUGCACAUUACACUAACCUUGCUGCCUCCCCUAACCUAUAGUUUUAAAGUUUAGAACUUUGACAUAUUUCAUUUGUUUUUAUCUAACUUUGUAAAAUAGCAUCUCGUGUAAGAUUUAGUAAAGACAUUAUGUUACUUGAAAAAAAUAUAAUUCUGUUUUUGGGAUCUGGGUUUUAAAGAAAUGUUUCAUUAUAAUUAUAAUGUUGAAAUAUAAUUAAAAAGCUUGUGGCUGAAAGAUUUGCUUCUA
Chiloscyllium plagiosum (whitespotted bambooshark) is the source of this 6488-nucleotide messenger RNA. The record is from RefSeq and is a predicted model, not a curated record. Lineage: Eukaryota; Metazoa; Chordata; Chondrichthyes; Orectolobiformes; Hemiscylliidae.